AUGGCUUCUUCGUCAUCCAACGUCGUCGGUGUGCACUACAGAGUAGGCAAGAAGAUUGGAGAGGGGUCCUUCGGUGUUAUUUUUGAGGGCACCAACCUGCUCAACAACCAGCAGGUUGCUAUCAAAUUUGAACCGAGGAAGAGCGAUGCUCCCCAGCUCCGAGAUGAGUACCGGACCUACAAGAUCCUGGUCGGCUGCCGUGAGUCAAUUCGCGGUCGAGUAUUCUAUGAGCGUACUGGAACUGACGAGGCUCCGAUAGCUGGCAUUCCCAACGUGUACUACUUUGGCCAGGAAGGUCUCCAUAAUAUCCUGGUCAUCGAUCUCCUAGGCCCUUCCCUUGAGGAUCUCUUUGACCACUGCAACCGCCGGUUUACUAUCAAGACCGUCGUCAUGGUUGCCAAGCAGAUGCUGUCUCGUGUGCAAACUAUUCACGAGAAGAACCUCAUCUACCGCGAUAUCAAACCCGACAACUUCCUCAUCGGGAGGCCUGGCACCAAGACUGCCAACGUGAUCCAUGUCGUCGACUUUGGAAUGGCAAAGCAGUACAGAGACCCCAAGACGAAGCAGCACAUUCCCUACCGCGAGCGGAAAUCCCUCUCGGGUACGGCGCGGUACAUGAGUAUCAACACUCAUCUGGGCCGAGAGCAGUCACGUCGAGACGAUCUCGAGGCUCUGGGCCACGUCUUCAUGUACUUCCUCCGCGGUGGGCUGCCGUGGCAGGGCCUCAAGGCUGCGACAAACAAGCAAAAGUACGAAAAGAUUGGCGAAAAGAAGCAGACGACAGCCAUCAAGGAGCUGUGUGAAGGCUUCCCCAUCCAAUUCGAGAAGUACCUGACGUAUGUCCGGAACUUGGGCUUCGAGGACACACCCGAUUACGAUUACCUGCGUGAGCUCUUCACCCAGGCCCUCAAAGAUGCCGGUGGUGUCGAGGAUGGCGAGUACGACUGGAUGAAGGUUGGCAAGGAGAAGAAGCACGACUGGGACCGUCCCGGCGCGCUUCACAACCCAAACCAGAGACCCGGUGCAUCCAACAUGGAGCUGCACGGCAACUCGCGGGGGGCAACGACGCCUCACCAGGACCCUCGAUCUCGUCUCACUGCCGACCGUUUAAACGCCGCGCAACCCCCGCCUCCUUCACCGAUCAAGCAAACACCCCGGAAAGAUCGGCAAAACGCCCCCGGCGCCAUCAUGGCGCAGAGGGGCUCAGGAGUCGGGGGUCUCCGGGACAUGGCCACUCCGACGGGCUCGACGCAGGCUCAAUUCCAGAACAGCAGCCAGAACCUGCCCCAGAGGCCGAUGCACCAGCAGGUCGGCAUGCAGGCCCAGGCCCCGUCUAACGGCCGCCAGGGUGAGCCACAGCCGACUGGUUUCCAGAAGUUCAUGAAGGUGCUCUGCUGUGGCUAG
Messenger RNA from Thyridium curvatum, 1404 nucleotides. RefSeq lists its product as uncharacterized. Bases 1 to 1404 code for a protein of 467 amino acids. Gene Ontology annotation, cellular component: cytoplasm; nucleus. Gene Ontology annotation, molecular function: ATP binding; protein serine/threonine kinase activity. Gene Ontology annotation, biological process: peptidyl-serine phosphorylation; signal transduction; endocytosis. The record is from RefSeq and is a predicted model, not a curated record. The transcript has 3 exons. NCBI's taxonomy places the organism in Eukaryota, Fungi, Ascomycota, Sordariomycetes, Thyridiales, Thyridiaceae.